This is a messenger RNA of Daucus carota subsp. sativus, 623 nucleotides long. RefSeq names its product pleckstrin homology domain-containing protein 1. Lineage: Eukaryota; Viridiplantae; Streptophyta; Magnoliopsida; Apiales; Apiaceae. The record is from RefSeq and is a predicted model, not a curated record. The coding region runs from base 54 to 473 and encodes 139 amino acids. The transcript has a single exon.
UAUUAAUUGACAAUAAUCUAUUGCAAAUUCAUCACUAUCCUCACUCUCCCACCAUGUUAAGCCUCUGGCAAUCCGUGACCGGCACCGGGCAAGCCGCCGGUGACUACGACGGCGUGGAGUUCUGGUCAAGUCCCGAACGCGCCGGCUGGCUCACAAAACAAGGCGAGUACAUCAAAACCUGGCGUCGCCGUUGGUUCAUACUCAAACAAGGCAAGCUCUUCUGGUUCAAAGACUCCGUCGUCACUCGUGGCUCCGUGCCACGUGGCGUUAUUCCGGUUGCGACGUGUCUCACCGUCAAAGGCGCGGAGGAUGUGAUUCACAAAGAGUUCGCUUUUCAGCUGUCGACUAAAUCGGAGACUAUGUAUUUUAUCGCUGACUCGGAUAAGGAGAAGGAGGAUUGGAUUAGUUCAGUGGGACGCUCAAUUGUUCAGCAUUCUAGAUCUGUUGUUGAUUAUGAUAAUGAUCAUAAUUAAUUCCAGCUUUCGCCUUUUCGCAAUUAGGUAUACUGAUUUCUGUUGUUUUUUUCUUUGUGUUGUGUGUAUGAAAUUGUUGUAUGUUGUGGAUUUUAAAUUGGAAAUGCUUAUACCAAAUUAUGUUAUAUGAUGAAUUUGUAUAUUGAUGUA